UAACCGAAAGAUUCAUUUUGGUACAGCUAAAAUCUUCAAAUCAAGUCCUUUCAAUUGUUUUUCUUUCCAGGUUUCGGGGACUCUUCUUGAACUAGUUUUCGAUCUCACCUCAGUAAUCAAUGGCUAGUCUUUACAGAGGACCGUCGAGGAAAGACAAGCAGAAGGGAAGACACCAUGGAUUAAGCCAACAGAAGAGGCAGGAGAUUAAGGAAGCUUUUGAACUGUUUGACACUGAUGGAUCAGGUACCAUUGAUGCCAAAGAGCUUAAUGUUGCUAUGAGGGCUCUCGGUUUUGAAAUGACAGAAGAGCAAAUCAAUCAAAUGAUUGCGGAUGUUGACAAGGAUGGCAGUGGUGCCAUUGAUUUCGAUGAAUUUGUGCACAUGAUGACUGCCAAGAUUGGCGAGAGGGACAGUAAAGAGGAGCUUAUGAAAGCAUUCCAAAUCAUCGAUCAUGAUAACAAUGGAAAGAUAUCUCCUGAAGAUGUUAAACGCAUUGCAAAGGAGCUUGGUGAACACUUCUCCGACAAGGAUAUUCAAGACAUGAUCGAAGAAGCUGACCGAGAUCAUGAUGGGGAGGUAGGUAUCGAAGAGUUCACGAGGAUGAUGAAGAGAACUUCUUAUGGCGGAUAUUAGAGGUUCGACGUACGGCUGGAGGGAGCGUUCAAUAGCUGCAGCUGUGGCAUAUUGUAUAAAUAAAUUAAAAACAUGUGCAUGGAUUUAUAUAGUAGGUUUGAAUAUAAUUGGUCAUGACUUUUAACC
Molecule: messenger RNA, 758 nt
Organism: Hibiscus syriacus
Lineage: Eukaryota; Viridiplantae; Streptophyta; Magnoliopsida; Malvales; Malvaceae
Product: caltractin
Exons: 7
Coding region: 120-632 (170 amino acids)
Biological process (GO): mitotic cell cycle; centriole replication
Cellular component (GO): centriole; centrosome
Molecular function (GO): calcium ion binding
Source: RefSeq, a predicted model, not a curated record